UAUUCACACUGGGGAUUGGAGGGAAGGGGCUGUGGGUGUGUAACGUCACUCGUGGUACCUAAAUCCAGCAUUGAGACCUAUGAGAUUGGAGAGUAUGGACCUGGAUCUCCACACUGGGUUCUCUUUUCUUCCCUAGAGUGUGCUGGGGAGCCAUGGGAGAGUUGUGAGCAGGAAAGGAACAGAUUGGCUCUGGUAUCUUGAGGCAGGAGAAUGACUGAGGUGUAAAGAAGGGGUCCAGUGGUACAGGCAAAAUGGCAUCCUUGUGUCUGCCAGAUGCAAGGGUAGGAAAUAACAGUCAGGACUUAGCCUGGAAUUUGGUCCCCAGCUUGUGAAGAUGGCAGAGUGUUCAUCAUGGUGUGAAGCAUGGUGGCGGUGGGUGGCAGCUUCUGACCUCUGGACCGCAGGGACAGCAAGACACUUGGACUCAGACCACCCAGUAUUCUCUGUAGGCUCCUAACUCUUUCCUCUCUAUACCUUUCAAAUGACUUUCCAGGUUGUUACAGGUACAGGGGGAUGGGGGAGAUACACACGUGUGGGGAACUGCCUCUAUCCCCCACUAGUGGGUACCUGCUGUGCACAGAGGAAUGCACCACCGGAGGGACUUAGCUCUUUGCAGUGAUACCUCGGGCUGGGCACUGAGAGGAGGACACACAUGGUGAGAAGCCACCUGGGGUGAUGUCUGUGUGGGCUUAAUCCCAGCUCCGACACCUGCCAGUGGAGUGACCUUCGGUGUUCCGACAUGGCGACCGGGCCCCACUGGCCUCCUACCCCACAGAUCCACACAAGGAAGCUGCUUCCACCUUGUGGCCUCGAGGCUUAGGCCAACUGACUAAGGAGGGGAUCCGCCAGCAGCUGGAACUGGGCCGAUUUCUGAGGAGGCGUUACAAGGCCUUCCUGAGCCCUGAGUACAGGCGAGAAGAGGUACUUUGUUGACCUUUGACCUCAGAGCCCCCUUUGGUCUUCACCUCUUUUUCGAUCUCCAUCUACUUGACCUGCACCCCCGUGGGCUUCUAAGUCAGUAGGGAAUCCGCACUGACCCCUGACCUUCUCUCAAACUAUCAGUCUUAUCACUCACCCGACCUCAGCCUUUGUCUUGAUUUCCAACCACCCCAUCCUGACCUUCUGACCUUUGAACUUGAUUCUGUCUUUGAUCCUUGCUUUGCCCACCUGAUGUUUCUUAGUGGGUGGUGUUUCUUCGUAAAGAUCUGCACAUGCUUGGCAAGCCCUCCAUCACUGAGCACCACCCCCAUUUCCAACCUCCAACCUUUGCUCUCUACUGUCAUCAUUUUGACCUUCCUUUUCUGUCUUCUCCCUUCCUUUGGCUGGUCCCUCUGAGGACUGUGUACUCAAUUUUAGCUCCAUGUUAUUCAGUCCCCACCUUCUACAUCUUGACCUCUUGAUCUGAUCUCAGCAGACUCCAGCAGUCCAACGCAUCAUUCAACUCUGACCUCUGACCUUUAAUCCCAACUUCUAAAGUUACACAUGAACUCACCUUUGAGUUUUGAUCCUCAAUGCCUACCCUUUGACUCCCUCUUCCUGACCUUUAACUUUACCUACUCCAAACUAAAUCUGAAGCUUUUGAUUUGGGACCCUGCUGACCCUUGGCCUGUCCACCCGCUCUGCUGCCCUCAUCUACCCCAGGUAUACAUCCGCAGCACAGAUUUUGACCGGACAUUGGAGAGUGCACAAGCCAACCUGGCUGGGCUCUUCCCUGAGGCUGCCCCUGGAAGUCCUGAAACUGACUGGAAGCCCAUUCCAGUGCAUACAGUGCCUGUGUCUGAGGACAAGUUGCUGAGGUUCCCCAUGCGCAGCUGUCCUCGAUACCAUGAGCUGUUGCGGGAGUCCACAGAGGCAGCUGACUACCAGGAGGCCCUGGAGGGCUGGACGGACUUCCUGACCCGCCUGGGCAACUUCACCGGGCUGUCCCUGGUUGGAGAGCCACUCCGCAGAGCAUGGAAAGUUCUGGAUACCUUGAUCUGCCAGCGUGCCCAUGGUCUUGAUCUCCCAUCCUGGGCCUCCCCAGAUGUCUUGAGGACUCUGUCACAGAUUUCUGCUCUGGAUAUCAGGGCACAUGUGGGCCCACCCCGAGCAGCAGAAAAAGCCCAGCUGACAGGCGGGAUUCUGCUGGAUGCCAUCCUCAGCAACUUCUCACGGGCCCAGCGCCUGGGGCUGCCCCUCAAGAUGGUCAUGUACUCAGCUCAUGACAGCACCCUGCUGGCCCUCCAGGGAGCCCUGGGCCUCUACGAUGGGAACACCCCACCUUACGCUGCCUGCAUGGCCUUUGAAUUCCGGGGGAGCUCCAGGGAACCAGAGGAGGAAGAUGGAGAGAAUGUCACCAUCUCUCUCAUCUACCGCAAUGAUACCUCCCGCCCACCCCUGCCACUCAGGGUCCCUGGGUGCCCAGCUCCCUGUCCACUUGGGCGCUUCCAGCAGCUGACUGCUCCAGCCCGGCCUCCAGCUCACGGGGCCCCCUGCCAUGGUUCUUAUGAGCCUGCCAGCCCCCCAGCAGAACAGAUGGAGACAGGGAAUCUCCCAGGGCACUGUCUAAGACCGCUGGAGUAUCCUCUGGAAACAGGCCAAAGGUGGGCAAGUGCGCCUAUGCCUCACCUGCCCCGGACCCAACUCAUCACCCAGAUUCUACCCACGCCGGAACCGAAUCAAACCACACACCCCACAGAGGGCAAUGAACCAGCCAUUUAAUAGAAACUCACGAAGGCAGA
Messenger RNA from Mastomys coucha (southern multimammate mouse), 2720 nucleotides. It is a transcript of the gene Acp4, whose product is annotated as acid phosphatase 4. Gene Ontology annotation, cellular component: postsynaptic membrane; lysosome. NCBI's taxonomy places the organism in Eukaryota, Metazoa, Chordata, Mammalia, Rodentia, Muridae. The record is from RefSeq and is a predicted model, not a curated record. Gene Ontology annotation, molecular function: acid phosphatase activity; receptor tyrosine kinase binding; protein tyrosine phosphatase activity. The transcript has 11 exons. The coding region runs from base 1483 to 2700 and encodes 405 amino acids. Gene Ontology annotation, biological process: negative regulation of ERBB4 signaling pathway; peptidyl-tyrosine dephosphorylation involved in inactivation of protein kinase activity; regulation of neuronal synaptic plasticity.